This is a messenger RNA of Lizanozyma spartinae, 1716 nucleotides long. Its product is annotated as amino acid transporter. Gene Ontology annotation, molecular function: amino acid transmembrane transporter activity. The coding region runs from base 1 to 1716 and encodes 571 amino acids. The transcript has a single exon. The record is from RefSeq and is a predicted model, not a curated record. Lineage: Eukaryota; Fungi; Ascomycota; Pichiomycetes; Serinales; Debaryomycetaceae. Gene Ontology annotation, cellular component: membrane. Gene Ontology annotation, biological process: amino acid transmembrane transport.
AUGACUAGGAGUGACAUCGAAAUGAAGCCUGUUGCUUCUGUCGGCAAGGUUGCUUCUGUUGACUCCAGAGAUAAUUAUUUCGAUGGGGUGGAAUCUACCAACUUGACAGGUUGGUCCAAAUUUGUUGAUGGUUUCAAAAGACAAGAAACCACAGGUGACACAGCUGCUGGUAAGCAAAUGGCAAAGGCUAUUUCCAAAAGACAUUUAAUCUUGAUGGCUUUGGUCACAGGUGUGGGUACCGGUUUGUUGGUGGGUUCUGGUUCCAAGUUAAGAAACGCCGGUCCUCUUUUCCUUUUGGUUGGUUAUGCUAUUGUAGGUUCUUUCCUUUAUCCAACUUUACAAGCUGCUGGUGAAAUGGCUGUUAACUAUUCUGAAUUAUCUGGUGGUUAUAACAAUUACCCAAGAAAGUUUGUGGACGAAUCCUUGGCUUUUGCUAUCAGUUGGAACUAUUGUAUUCAAUGGUUAUCUGUUAUUUCCAUUGAAUUGGUCACUGCUUCUAUGACUGUAGCCUUCUGGAAUGAUACUAUCAAUGCCGAUGUUUGGGUGGCUAUUCUUUUCACCGUCAUCGUUGUGAUUAACUUUAUUGGUGCUAAGGGUUAUGGUGAAGGUGAAUUCGUCUUUGGUUGUACCAAGGUUGCCAUGAUUGUGGGGUUCAUCAUUAUGGGUAUUGUUAUUGAUGUUGGUGGAGGUCCUCAGAAAACAUUUAUUGGUGGUAGAUACUGGCGUAAUCCUGGUUACCAUACCAGUUUCAAAGGGUUAUGUACUGUUUUCGUCACCGGUGCCUUCUCUUUAGGUCAAUCUGAAUUUGUGGCCUUGACUGCUGCUGAACAAGAAAACCCCAGAAAGGCCAUUCCAACUGCUUGUAAGUUGAUUGCCUGGAGAAUUAUUGUUUUGUUCUUGGGUUCCUUGACCAUGGUUGGUUUGUUGGUUCCUUAUAACUCUGACAGAUUAAUGGGUUCUGGUGGUAGUGCUACCCAUGCAUCUCCUUAUGUUUUGGCUGCAGAAUUACAUGGUGUUAAAGCAGUUCCUCAUAUCAUCAAUUCAGUCAUCUUAUUGUCUGUUACUUCUGUUGCAUCUUCAUCCUUAUAUUCUGCUUCCAGAACUUUGCAAUCAUUGGCCGAUCAAGGGUUUGCUCCAAGUUGGUUCAACUAUAUCGAUAAACAAGGUAGACCAUUCAGAGCAUUGGUUGUUUCUACCAUUUUCGGUCUCUUUAGUUUUAUUGCUGCUUAUAAGAACCAAGAAGCCGUGUUCAACUGGUUGUUGUCUAUUUCAGGUCUUUCCCAAAUCUUUACUUGGUGGUCUAUUUGUAUAUCUCAUGUUAGAUUUAGAGCUGCUUUGAAAUAUUACAAUAUUUCUUUGGACUCUUUGGGUUAUAGGGCUUCCACUGGUGUCUGGGGCUCUUACUAUGCUAUGAUGUGGCAUGCACUUGUUUUGAUUGCUCAAUUCUGGAUUGCCUUGUGGCCUUACAAGGGUCAAAUGUCAGCUCAAAACUUUUUCCAAAAUUAUGCUGGUGCCAUAGUGUUGAUUGUCUUUUACUUUGGUCACAAGAUCUGGACAAGAAACUGGAAGUUGUUCUUGAGAGUUGAUCAAAUCGAUAUCAACGUGGAUAGAACCAUCUUUGAUGAAGAAAUCUUGGCUAUGGAAAGAGAAGAACAACAAUUGAAGUUUAAGAAUGGUGGAAUCUUUUAUAAGAUUCACCAAGUUCUUUUGGGUUAA